This is a messenger RNA of Dunckerocampus dactyliophorus (ringed pipefish), 4294 nucleotides long. RefSeq names its product frizzled class receptor 5 (gene fzd5). NCBI's taxonomy places the organism in Eukaryota, Metazoa, Chordata, Actinopteri, Syngnathiformes, Syngnathidae. Gene Ontology annotation, biological process: canonical Wnt signaling pathway; non-canonical Wnt signaling pathway. Gene Ontology annotation, cellular component: plasma membrane. Bases 1674 to 3365 code for a protein of 563 amino acids. Gene Ontology annotation, molecular function: Wnt receptor activity; Wnt-protein binding. The transcript has a single exon. The record is from RefSeq and is a predicted model, not a curated record.
GGCAACGGUCUCUCUCACACACACACACACACACACACACACACACACACACACCACACACACACUGCAGGGCCCCAGCAGCGCUCCUGCUGACCUGCUUCUUCUUAGGACCGUUUGGAUCUUUUCAGCGAAAUGGGUCACUGUUAAAAGUGACACAAAAAAAACUACUACAACCUCUGAGUUCAAACACAAUCCGUACCAGGACGAUGACCACUGCUACAUCGCCUGUUCCAGAGUGAAACUGCUUUAUGAAGUGUGCCGUCCCAGGUUUGAAGUCACAUUUUACCUGCACCCUUAAGUGUCACACAGGUGUAAAAAGAAGCAAAGCGGUAUUCAUAGCUGCGCUGCUUUGAACGUGAGCCAUCAAAGUUGCAGCAUCGCUUUUGGAACUGUCCGUUUGACACAAUUAGGUGGGCGCCACGCAACGUCCGUUACGUAAGGUGUUUGCUGGCGGCGCCGCGCGUCAUCCUGAUGGAUGCUCGUGUUUGCCUCGCUUUCUCAAAGUAACCUGAGAGAAGGUAAACGGCCACACAAACAGACACACCCACACUACCACCUUUGUACACCCUCGCGCCACCUCUAGCCAGCACUGAAACACUGCACAAAGUCAAAAGGUCACCCCGUGUGUCGCCUCCCUUCUAUGAUGUUGAAUGACUUCCAAGGGCUUUGAGCUCAUCUUAUUCUCAAAUGAUGGCAUUUUAUUGUAGUAUUUUCACAGCAAUGGCAGUCAUUCAUUAACUGACGGCUUCGCGUUCUGCUCGUAAACGCCAACUUCCUAAUGCGGACGGUCACAAAACACAAGCAGCUGGUGCGUUCAGGCGCAUUCAGUACGCGACGAUGAAACGCUGAAGGUUGUGUUUCAAAUUACGACAAAUAUAUUUCCCUGUGUAUUAUUGCCACAAACAAAACGAGCCUUAAAUUGAAUUCAAUGUGGGGAUAUUUAGUAUGUUUGUGGGGCCCCCAUGUGCCCAAUGUGUGGCCCUUUAAAUACUCCGAAUUUGUAAUUAGGUCGUUUAAUGGACAGUUAAAAGAUUUAAAAAGUGAAUAUUGUACACAAGUGUGCAGUUUACUGUCAAGAAUGUGCUCGUACAAAAAUAAGACCAGCUGGUCGUCCUGAGUGAGCCGUCGUCGUUGCGUAGUCUCUGAGAAGUCCGACGGUCCGUGAAUGCAGCGUGAGGCUCAGCCCAGCAGGCUUGAUCAUGAAAAGCUUCAGUUCUUCUCACCUGAGAGAGCGGAGGGAUGCUGAGGGACGUCGCCGCGGUUCUCGGCGUGUCUUUUCCACGCAGGACACAAGUUGGACGUGAAAGAAAUACAAACGAGUUUCCGUUUUGAGGGAAUUUUCAUUUGUCGGAGGCUUUAUCGGAGGAUUAAAGUGCACGUGAAGUGGACGUCGACGUAAGACUUGAACUAGUUUACUUGUUUUUCUUCGCGUCCUUUAUCGGACUCAAUGACUUUCACCAGGAGGUGUUUUUGUGCUUCUAACAACUUGUAAGAAUGCUCUUGGCACGUUAAAUGCAGCGGACGUCACGUGACCGCCGGAGAUGAACUUUCUCCGGGUGAAUGAUUGACGUGUGCUGCUGGAUUAAUAAUAAAUAAGAGGCUUGGAACGGGACUCAAGCAGAGCAGGUGCGGCUACUUUUUCAAGUCUUUGCUACUUCUUGGAUUUGAGCUAAAUGGGGUCCACCGUGCGGCUGCUGGUCCUGGCCCUGCUGGUCCAGAGUCCAGGUGCACUCCAGGGAGCGUCCAAAGAGCUCGUGUGCGAGCCCAUCACGGUGCCCAUGUGUCGCGGGAUCGGCUACAACCUGACCUACAUGCCCAACCAGUUCAACCACGACACCCAGGAGGAGGUGGGCCUGGAGGUGCACCAGUUCUGGCCCUUGGUGCGUAUCCACUGCUCUCCGGACCUGCUGUUCUUCCUGUGCAGCAUGUACACGCCCAUCUGCCUACCGGACUACCGCAAGCCCCUCCCCCCGUGCCGCUCCGUAUGCGAGCGGGCCAAGCGGGGUUGCUCGCCGCUUAUGAGCCAGUACGGCUUCGACUGGCCUGAGAGGAUGAGUUGUGAACGCCUGCCCCGCCUGGGCGAUGAGACCCUCUGCAUGGACCAGAACAGCAGCGAGACCACCACCGUGACACCCCCUUUCCCCAAGCCCACCCAUAAGGGUCGAGCUAGACCUGCAGGACCGCCUCAGGGUGAGUGCCGCUGCAGGGACCCUCUGGUUCCAAUCAAGAGGGAGUCCCACUCCCUGUACGGGCGGGUCCACACGGGGCCCCUUCCCAACUGCGCCCAGCCAUGCCACCAGGCCUACUUCUCGGCAGACGAGCGCACCUUCACGGCCUUCUGGGUGGGCCUGUGGUCAUUCCUGUGCUUCGUGUCCACACUGACCACAGUGGCCACCUUCCUGAUGGACAUGGAGCGCUUCAAGUACCCAGAGAGACCCAUCAUCUUCCUAGCCGCCUGCUACCUCUUCGUGUCGCUGGGUUACAUCAUCCGCCUGGUGGCUGGUCACGAGCGGGUGGCGUGCGCCCCCAGCGGCGGGGGUGGCGAUCAGCUUCGUGUCCUUUAUGACACCACUGGGCCCGCUCUGUGCACGCUGGUCUUCCUUUUGGUCUACUUCUUCAGCAUGGCCAGCUCCAUCUGGUGGGUGGUCCUGUCCUUCAGCUGGUUCCUGGCAGCCGGGAUGAAGUGGGGCAGCGAGGCCAUCGCCAGCUACUGCCAGUACUUCCACCUCGCCGCCUGGCUCAUCCCCAGCGUCAAGACCAUCAUCGUCCUGGCUCUCAGCGCCGUCGACGGCGACCCGGUGGCCGGUAUCUGCUUUGUGGGCAACCAGAGCCUGGGGAACCUACGGGGGUUUGUACUGGCGCCUCUGGUGGUCUAUCUCUUCACGGGCUCGCUCUUCUUGCUCGCCGGCUUCGUUUCACUCUUCCGCAUCCGGAGCAUCAUCAAGCAAGGUGGCACCAAGACAGACAAACUGGAGCGGCUCAUGAUCCGCAUCGGUGUAUUCACGGUGUUCUACACGGUGCCCGCCACCAUCGUGGUAGCCUGCCUGGUCUACGAGCAGCACCAGAGACCCGAAUGGGAGCGAGCGCUGGCCUGCACCUGCGCCUCUGAGCGCCAGCGUUUAGGCAUCGGGCCGGAGUACGCCAUCUUCAUGCUCAAGUACUUCAUGUGCUUGGUGGUGGGCAUCACCUCCGGGGCCUGGAUCUGGUCGGGAAAGACUGUGGAGACCUGGAGGAGGUUCUUGGUGCACUGCUGCCCCUGCUGGCAGCACAAAGUGGCAGCUCCGUCCCCCUUGUACACCCAGGCCACUGCUGCUUUAACUGGACCUGCCCCAGGAAUGUAUCAUAAAGCUUCGUCUCAUAUAUGACACGCGUCCAUGUUUGGAAAGCCAAGAUCCCAACACCUGACAAACAUGACUUUACCACAUGGACCCCAAGAUCCAUCAUGGAAUCACUUCCUGUGACGCACUGGCAGAGAAAACAUUUAUUUAUGUCAAUUGAAUGUGGUAUGAAGACGUCCUGCUUCAAGUCAAUCAUCUUGUACAUAAACGUGUUGUAAAGCUUUGUGUUCUGGUCGGCCAGUAAACGUAUGUGUGACACCUGUGGCUUGUUUUGAUGUGGGUUACUAAAGCUGCAGUCAGUAACUGACUGGUGUUGGCCUCCAGCGCCAUCUGCUGGUUAUGAGUGGAGUUGCUCAGCUCUGACAGGUCCAUGCUGGACCGCAGACCCUCAGAGGCGGAAAAGCAGUCAUGUGACUUUUGUUUGAGGUCAAUUCCUAUUUUGACCGUGCUGUUGUGGACGACUUCCUGGAUCGUGUUCUGAUUGUUUGCCACUUCAAAUUCUGCAGUUGCUCAAUUUGAAUGGGCACUUUGGAGCACUUUGAUGACAUCUCAAGGCAGAUUUCUGUCAUACUUCUACUGAUUCAUGCACUUUUUUUUACCUAUUGUUUUUCUUUCAUGUAAUCUCACAAGGGAUUCAAACAUGAGGGGUGUGUGGUCCGAUGGACUUUUCUGAUGUCAUUUGCAAAUGCUUUUUGUUAAUUUUCCCUUAAAUGUUCUUUAUCUGCAGGCAGUUGAAGUGAAUACAUUAAUUUUUUUUAUUAUUAUUUGUAGACUUGGUCAGACAUUAAUAAACAAUUAAGCAAAUUUGAAACUGAUGUCAUUUUUAGCAUGUAUAAUAGAUGAAAAUUCUAAUUUAAGGUCGUAUAGUACUUGAUACUUACAUUAACCUUUUAAAUUGCGUAUACUUUUGCACGCACUGUCCAUUAACGCUUAACAUUAAUGACGUAAAGCUAUGU